Meloidogyne enterolobii is the source of this 1279-nucleotide messenger RNA. Lineage: Eukaryota; Metazoa; Nematoda; Chromadorea; Rhabditida; Meloidogynidae. The record is from the annotation of a GenBank genome assembly.
UUUGUCAAAUCCUUUUAAUCUCUAGAUGCCCCCUUAAUCCCGAUAUCCAUCUUAAUCUACCCAGAUCUCACAAUGUCCAUGCUAAUUCCUCAAAUACGCUCACAUUUUUUACAUCCACUUUUAUCCAUGAAAAUCCUUCGAUAUUUUUUCAAUUUUUCUAUAAACAUUUAAUCCCUUCGUUUUUGAUAUUCUCAAAUCCCUUGUUAUCCGAUUGAGUCCGUCAAGUUCCCCGAUAUCUCUCUUAAUCCCCGUGUUAAUUACUCCUAAUCUCUUUAUAUCCUUUUAUUAGUCCGCUGACGAUUUUUACUUAUUCUCCACUGACGCAUUGUCCGGAACGGAUUGUAUAUUUUUUAUAAAAAUUAAAAAUAAAAUCUAUUUUAUUAAAUAAUCUAAAAUUAAAAUUUUGUUGUUGGAAAAGUAAUAUUCUUAAAAUUAUAUUAUUAAAUAAGAAAAUUUUUUUUAUUUUCAAGUAGUUUUAGCUUUUUUGUUCAUUUCUCUAAUGGUUUGCAUUUUAGGAAUUGAAGGAAGUGCAAAUAAGAUUGGCGUAGGCAUUGUUUGUGAUGGUGAAGUACUCAGCAAUCCGAGACGAACUUUUCAUGCUCCCCCUGGUGAAGGAUUUCGUCCAACCGAAACAGCAGUUCAUCAUCGACAGCAUGUUGUAUCACUUGUGAUUGAAGCUCUGAGGAUAGCGAAAAUAGAGAUUGAUGCAAUUGCUUACACAAAAGGACCAGGAAUGGGUGCACCUCUACAGGUUGGAGCUGUAGUUGCCCGUACACUUGCACAAUUAUGGAAAAAGCCUGUUAUUCCAGUCAAUCACUGUGUUGGACAUAUUGAAAUGGGAAGAUUAAUUACUGGUGCUAAAAAUCCAGUUAUUCUUUAUGUUAGCGGUGGAAAUACACAGGUCAUUUCCUAUUUAAAUCAAUGCUAUUGUAUUUUUGGAGAAACUUUGGAUAUUGCUGUUGGUAAUUGUCUUGAUCGUUUUGCUCGUAUUCUAAAACUUUCAAACGAACCUAGUCCCGGUUAUAAUAUUGAACAAUUGGCUAAAAAAGGUUCUCGCUUCUAUCAACUCCCUUAUGUUGUCAAAGGAAUGGAUAUUUCUUUGUCUGGAAUUCUUUCACAUAUUGAAAAAGAAGCUCCAAUACUUGUUAAAUCUGGAAAAUUUUCUGAUGCUGAUUUGUGUUUUUCUUUGCAGGUUUUUUUAAAAUUUUUUGAAAAUUUUUUGGAUGAAUUUUGGGUUAGAAAUUUUUUUAGAAAAUCCUUUGGGAAAAAUUCUUGGUAA